GCGACUACAAAGCGAUGGCGACGGCUGACGUUCUAUCGGAAUUGCCUAUAACGCCCCUCAUCACCGAGAAACACUCUGGCAUACCGGAACGUUAUGCGGAGCAAUGCAAGCAGUCGAAGGCACGGCUCUAUUCCAACAAGACUCUCCCGCCGUCAGUCCCUCGUGAUGGAGAGCUUCCCGUGCUUCCCCCAGACGUCGACCGGGAUACCUUCAACAAAGCCGUCGCUGAGCUGACGGAACUGUUAGGCGCGGAGAACAUCGAGCUGAAUGACAAACCACUCGUCGACGGAUGGUAUAUGGAACACCCGAACACUCACGACGCCUUCCACAUCGUACAACAGUCGGAGCUUGUCUCCUCGGCCACCGUUUACCCGGGUUCCACCGAGGACGUCCAGAAGAUCGUACGCUGGGCAAACAAGUACCUGAUCCCAGUGUUCCCCAUCUCCAUGGGCCGCAACCUCGGGUACGGCGGUGCGGCACCUCGAGUUCGGGGUUCUGUCAUCAUAGACCUCGGGAGGCGGAUGAACAAGGUCCUGAAGAUCGACGGUAACAGCGCGUCCUGCAUUGUCGAGCCCGGAGUGAGCUACUUCAAGCUGUACGAGGAAGUCCAGAAGACCGGAUUACCAUUGUGGAUUGACCCGCCGGAUGUUGGGGGCGGAAGCGUCCUGGGUAACUGCAUUGAUCGCGGUGUUGGAUACACCCCUUACGGUGAUCAUUUUGCAAACCACUGCGGUAUGGAAGUCGUGCUGCCGUCAGGAGAGGUGCUCCGGACAGGCAUGGGAGCGCUCCCUGGAAAGAACGGCGCGGAUAAUCCAUCCUGGCAAGCCUUCCAACACGCCUACGGACCGUCAGUCGACGGAAUCUUCAGUCAAUCGAACUUCGGCAUCGUGACGAAGAUGGGUAUGUGGCUUAUGCCCGAGACAGGGCACCAGAGCUACAUGAUCACGUUCCCCAGAGACGAAGAUUUUGAGCAGAUCAUCGAGAUCAUCCGGCCUCUCGCGUUGAACCGCAUAUUGGGCAAUAUCCCACAACUGCGCAACGUUAUCCAAGAACUGGCUGUCACUGGCAAGCCAAAGUCGUUCUUUUACCCAGGAAACGAUCCGAUGCCGAGGGAGGUAAUUCGGUCGCAUGCUAAGAACAUGCCGUGCGGAGACGUCGCCUGGUGUUUCUACGGAACCGUAUAUGGGCCAGAGGAGACUCGCAAUAUGCAGCUAGACAUCAUUCGUCGGGAGUUUGCCAAGGUUCCAGGCUCCAAGUUUAUGUUGCCAGACGAGCUGCCUGCAGACCAUUAUAUCCAUUCGCGUGUCAGAGUAUGCUCCGGGACGCCAGAACUGCGAGAGCUUGACUGGCUCAACUGGAAGCCAAAUGGCGCCCACUUGUUCUUCGCUCCUAUCACGCCCACCAAAGGAGCAGACGCGAGGGUGGUCCACGAGAUCGUCACGCGUCUCCACAAGAAAUGGGGCUUCGAUUCGUUCCCGACCUGGUGUGUCGCCGGGCGAGAGAUGCAUUACAUCGCGAACAUCGUAUAUGAUCGCGCAGACGACGACGAGAAGCGCAGAGCGAUCGCUCUUAUGCGGGAGAUGGUGAAAGAAGCGGCGGACGAAGGGUACGGCGAAUACAGGACGCACUUGAUCUUCAUGGAUCAGGUCGCGCGGACAUAUGGCUGGGGAGACCAAGCACUUAUGCGGUUCAACGAGACUAUCAAGGACGCUCUCGAUCCGAACGGUAUCCUGGCGCCAGGGAGGGCGGGUAUCUGGCCGAAAAGGUUCAGAGGCAAAGGUUAUGAGCUCUUACCAGGCGAUGAGAAGAGUACGCCGCCGUAGACAGAAGACAUAUUCCUUGAGUUCUCAUGUCGCAUGCAGAGUACAAGAGCCGGGAUUCCUGUAUAUUAGACGUUCCAC
Molecule: messenger RNA, 1901 nt
Organism: Gloeophyllum trabeum ATCC 11539
Lineage: Eukaryota; Fungi; Basidiomycota; Agaricomycetes; Gloeophyllales; Gloeophyllaceae
Product: vanillyl-alcohol oxidase
Exons: 3
Coding region: 15-1823 (602 amino acids)
Biological process (GO): lactate catabolic process
Cellular component (GO): mitochondrion
Molecular function (GO): D-lactate dehydrogenase (NAD+) activity; D-lactate dehydrogenase (cytochrome) activity; FAD binding
Source: RefSeq, a predicted model, not a curated record